UGAUUUCAACUGCGGAAAAGUGUGUACAUGUUGUUUUGGGAGUGUUUUCUUAAAAAAAUGAUUUUUCACGUUUCCGUCGGUUUUGGAACUCGAAAAUGGUCCGAAAAUGCGAUUAGGAACGCGCUACAGUGUUUGAACGAUGCAUGAAGUCGUUUUUAAGCCGCGGUAUUGUGUUUAAUUAGUGAUUGUCCGUACACUCAUUAUUAAUGGCAGGCGAUCAUGUUCUGGUUAGUGCCUGACGUAUUGAGGAAAAAGUUUUUUUUUUGCAAGCUGUGGAAAAAAUAGAAGUUUGGAAGUGGAAAGCGAGUGCGUGAAAAAAGAGAGCGAAUGCAUCACCAGAAACAUAUUGCGGGGGUUUAAUUUUAAGUAAAAGUUGUGUUUCUAUUCAGCAAUGAAUGUUUUUAUCUCUGCAAAAUUGGUAUACCUUAAACAGUGAAAGUUAUGUUUAGAGUAUGUGAACUGGAAGAUUUCCUCAAUCUCGCAGUGAAAAUAUGAUUAAUAGUUUACUUUGCAUAUCGCUGGGGAAAGUACAGUACAUGAGAAAGGAUUGAAAACGUGAAAAAAGUGAAUAUUGGCCAACCAUUUGUGCAGUUUGAGAGAGAAAAUUCAAUUCAAGGAUAGGCGAAAAACAACAACAAAGAUAAGGAUGGAUCAAUGCUCAAGCCUGCUGCUGUCUGCUUUGUUGAGCACGAUAAUCAUCGGCGGUUUAUAUAAUCCAGUAGAAGCGCAACUUCGACCGCGGAUAAUCGAACAUCCGGCAGAUGCAGUGGCUGCCAAAGAAGAACCGCUUACACUAAAUUGCAAAGCUGCAGGACGUCCUCCGCCGGAAAUUACCUGGUACCAUAAUGGAUCACCGCUUGGUCUUUCCGAUCGACGUGUUAUUUUACCAGAGGGUUCACUAUUCUUUUUAAAAGUAAUGCAAAAUAAACGAGAACAAGACGCAGGUGUGUACCAUUGUGAGGCACAAAACUCAGCUGGAGUGGCAGUCAGUAGAAAUGCAACUCUGCAAAUUGCAAUGCUCAAAGAUGAGUUCAGAGCGAUUCCCAAAGAUACGGUUGCUCUUGUGGGAGGUCCUGUUAUCCUCAAUUGUACUCCUCCUAGAGGCAUACCAGAGCCGUCAGUGUUGUGGAUAAAGGAUGGCAAAUUGCUGGAUAUAAGUGGCAAACGAUUAUCGAUGGUAGAUUCAGGUAGUUUGAUGAUAUCAGAAAUCCAACCUAAUGAUACUGGAAAGUAUGAGUGCUCAGCACAGAGUAUGGCAGGUACCAAGACAACACCGCCAGCUUAUUUGAAGGUACUGGCACCUCCCACAAUUGUGAAAAGUCCUCACGAUACAGAGGUACUCGAAGGUGAAGGAUUUGAUCUACCAUGUGAACUGGCUGGUGAUCCAAAGCCGGUUGUAACUUGGCGCAAAGAAAGUGGCCGCCUUCCUGAAGGGCGAUCUCGGAAACUGUUGGAUAACACAUUGAGAAUAGAAGAUGCCCGGCAAGAUGACGAGGGAAAGUACAUCUGCGAGGGACAUAACGAGGGCGGAAAUGUGACCAUAUCCGUUUACUUGUACGUUUACGAAGCGCCUACAUUUUUGGAAGCCCCAGUCGACGUCGUUAUUCGGGAAGGGGAAGGAAUCACGCUACCAUGUCGGGCAAAAGGUAGACCAACAGUGCGAAUACUGUGGGAUCGAAUUGAUAAGCCACAUGUUAACAAUACAAGCAGCGGUCCUCAAAGCCAACCACUGUUAAGUCACAAGCCCAUGGAAAAGUCAAAGCGAAGCAUUGUGCUUAAAACAUCAUCUAACCAUAUUCGCUCCUUUGCACCCGAGUCUUUCGGAAACUGGUCAAUUAAGAUCGAACCUGUAUCAGAAAAGACGCUGUUUCAGCUGCCACAUUCUUCCCGAAUACAUUUGGUUCGGAGCAAACGAGAAUCUGUAGAGCCCAGUAUCGAAAUGGAAGCGAUCUCCAGUACUGUUCCGUCUCCUCAAAGUAACAGUGUUGCUCAUUUCGAAGACAACGGAGGACUCACGCUAAAAGCCGUUGGCAAAGGUGAUGAAGGGUGGUACGCUUGUGCAGCCAUCAAUGAAGCCGGUAGCAUCGUGAAGAAGAUUUUCAUCAAAGUUUUAGACAAAGAUGAAUCACUAGAAGCACGGAAGGAACAGAUUCAUACGUACGACCAAAGCCGAUGGGUCAGCGAACAGUUUAUUGUCCUGAACAAUGUGUUUACCAUCUCUGCCAGCUCGAUUGGUGUUUCGUGGGACGUUACCGACAGUGCGACCAAAAUGCCUUUGAGAAUGUACUACCGAAUAGCCAACGAACCGAUGAGUAGCUUUCUUUACAACUCAUCAUUUGAAAGCCAAGUUACCACCAGCAAUCUGAAAGAAUUCACUCUGAACGAUUUACGCCCGUUCACCGAGUACGAAAUAUUUGCCAGCAUUCCGGAAGGUUUGUCCGGAUCGGUUUCUAAUAUCCGGCAGGGCAAAACAUUGGACGGAGCUCCGUCCGCUGCUCCCACGGAUGUGAGAGUUGGUGUUAUAAACACGACAGCUGCUUUCGUACGUUGGUCACCACCACCUACGCAUUUGCUAAAUGGAGAGCUCACAGGGUAUAAGAUUCAAAUCAAAUCCAACGCUACCAACAAAGUUUUGGGUCAAAUGGUGUUGAACUCAACCACCCAGUCGGUGGUGAUCAACAGUUUAACGCCAGGUGGAAUGUACAUUGCAAAAGUGGCUAGUUUAACUGCCGGUGGAAUUGGACCCUACAGUUUACCGACUACGUUGCAUAUGGACCCACAGAAUAUUGUCAGGACCGACCCUACUCCAAGCUACUGGAUGUCUUCGUGGAUGUCCGGCACCGCACUCGUAAUUCUUUGCGUCUGUCUGAUUGGAGGGGCGGUAUUUGCCAUCUUUUGGACCGUUCGCAAAAAGCAAAGCGUAAAGGCAUCAUAUCCUGGCCCAUCCGUGACGACAAUUAUCCCAGAUAAGCAGCACACACUUUGGUUGCAUGGAAAUACGCUGGUGAAGCCAUCGCAUUCGUUGGACCCUCCGAGUACGUCGGAAUAUGCUGAGCUUACAAACAACACACAAAAUAUCAAAAACAACACCUGCAUACCUCCGGAGCCGUACGCAACAGUGACACUGCAACGUGGGGGAACAGUUUCGGAAGAGUCGUGCAUGAAGUGCAGUCCUGUGUCCAGUGAAUAUAAUGCCCCCCUCAGGGAGCCAAUCAACAUAUCAGAUGUGCUGCCUCCUCCACCAGACCACCCAUACGGUACAUACCGCCCACCGAUGACGAUCAGAACCAAUCCUGCCGCUUUGUCACCCCAAAUGAUGCGCAAGAAUCACGCUCCACCCCCAAUGCCGAACCGGUGGGACACGAUGCCCCCUCCGAUUCCAAGCUUCCCACAGAAUUGGAUUCGUCCUCAUCAUCCUGCUGCUAUGACGAUGAAUAAUGGUGAAAUGUACUCCGAGAACGACUACGAAAGUGGAUCGGUGCUGUACGAGCAAUGCUUCCGCCCAGAUCAACAGGUAAACUACUUCAGCCAAGCUGGAGAGCCAACAGAAGAAUUUUACCGUCACAUGAACAUGGAGUUUGCCGAGGACAUGGGCUUCGAACCGGCGAGUCCACCUGCUCCCUGUCCAGAGACACCCUUCAACAGUAAAUAUCUCACAGGUGGUACCACCGAUAGCCCAAUUAUUGCGCGGAAAAUAGGCAUCAAUACAACGUCUAGAGGCCACCUCAUAAACAGUGUAUCCAGUAAUAGCAACAAUUACGUCAGCCAACAUAGCGCUGGGCAAAGCUCCGAAAGCGACAGCGACAACCGGUGGGCUCCUGCUCGGACGAAACGUAGCAGAAGUAGAUCCAAAAGUAGUGAUAGAAAAUACAAUCGCACUCUUAUUCGAUAAAGUUACCACUAUCAACUACGUAAUACAUUUCUAGACUAAACAAUGCUAAAACUCAACUCUAAUUAUAUCAUAACGAAAAACAAAAAAAACAAAGAUUCACCCUUUCUCUGAAUUAACAAAAAACAAGCAGCAAACUAAAAAAAACUGCUAUAACAACUUUCUCUGUAGCAUCAUUAACUUUUACCUAACAAAACCAGAUAAAACAAACUAAAACGAAAAAAAAAUAUUUCGAAGUCCCGCAGGAGCUGUACACUUACCAACGCAAACUCCACAUUUCCUCCCUCUCCUCCAAGUAAGCUCUUUAGGGACCUCAAAAAUAACAUUAAAAACACACACUACCACAACAAAAAACUAGUUUAACAAAUCAACCACGAGAAACAAACUGAUGAUAGGUAAAAUUUUAUUGGACGCACUCACAAGGUAUCACUGCGUUCAAAUAAUUUACAGUUGUAUCAAUUUUUGUUGUCCCAGCAACAUAUUUUCAUUUAUGUUACGUAAAUGUAAAUUAAACUUCCAGUAAUACGUUAUAAUACAUCAUCAAAUUAUUUCAAGUUGGUGUCAACGCUCUCUUAUAUCUUAUUUUUGCUAUUUAUUUGUGUAUUCAAAAGCUACUAAAAUAACAACCAACUACAAAUUCCAUGCUCUGACAGAUUAGGCUUCGAAUGUCCAACAACACUCACGUCAAAAUAUAUGUAAAAGUAAACAAAAAAGUAAUUUUUGAACUCUCUUCAUAUGUUUUAUGUUUUUUCAAAAAAAAAAAUGUUUUAAUGAAAUAUUUUUAAACUUUAUGCCGAUUUUACAACGUUCAUUUACACUCGAAAAUAAAUUGACCAAAAACGCUUCCAAACCCGAUAAAAUUCGAGUCACCAUGUGUGUGUUUUUAACAAUUGUUGGAUUAUUCAAGCCUAGUCUGACACCUUUUUGAAACAUCAAAUCUUAUUUACCAAUUCAAGUUUACAAAGCAAACGUCAUCAAGAGAGCGAACAGCGUAUAAACAUACUAAUUGUGCCAUGAAAACCGCGUGGAACAGGGCAGUUGAUUGUAACACAUCCGCCCAUCCACGCCCUAGGAAAACCCAAAAGGUUAAACUCAACCUAAAUACAGUAACGUGAUGCAACAAUGACAAAAUACCAAAUACAAUGGUAGGAAAGGAGCAAAAGCAAAGAUGUAAAAAAAUAAUGUUGGUAGUAAAUAUGCAUUAAGUUAAAUACAAAAUUACGGAGAAACAAAACGUCGAAAACUCUGUAUAGUUUAUUUAUUUGCAUUUUGUUUGCAAGGCAGAAUGACCGAUGUGUUCUUAUUUUCGUGUAUUUAAAAAAAGUCAAAUGGAAAACGAUAAGUUUGCGAGUACAACGUUUUCGGGUCGAUUUAUUUCAAGUUUGAUGUUUGCAGACAAAUCGCGGAAAUGUAUGAAAUUACAAAAUGAACAUAUAAUUCACAUUCAAAAUUUUGACACAAGCGAACAAAAAAUCAAAACAUAUGACACAAAUGACGCGAAAAUAUCAACUGUGAUAAACAAAAACUAAAAUAAUGAAAACACAAAUAAUUGAGUAACUAUAUCUAACUUUAAAGGAGGAAUGAAGUAAACCACGAAAUGAAAAUGCACAUGAAUACAAAUACACUCAUUCACAAAGUACACGAAACACACACAAAAAAACACAAAAUCACAUGAAAAAUACUGCAAACAAGCGAAGAGGAGUUAAUGCCAUUCAAAACUCUGAUCACAUUUGUCAAAGAUUUUAUUGCACAAUAUUGGAAGGUAUUAUCAACAACCAAUAUAAUGGUAAAAAUAUUAUAUUUAGACCGGAUUGGACGGCAGAACAAUGCAUUAUAAUUACAUUAAUUAAUUUAUUGCCUUAAUAGUAGCUAUUACGAUAAAUUGACAAGAAAAUGGAGAAGUGAAAGAACAAAGCAGCAAAAUAUAUGUAUUAAAUGCAAUAAUCCAAGCAUAAUCAACUUAUUAAUAAAAGCAUACAACAAAAUAACAUAUAAGCAAAAAGUAGAGGGUAAAGAACAGAAAAAAAACUCAAGAAGACUUAUUUUACAUUAUUAUUAGCAAAUAUCACUAGAGACAUUAGAUUCAUAGAGAAUAAAUAACAAACAAAAAGGAAAACAAUACAAAGCUAAACUAAAAACCAAUUCAAUUCUAUUAUCUAACAAAGACAAGCCACAACAGAAAUGAACCAUUUAUAUUAUUCCCGAGUAGAAGAAUACAAAAAACAUCAUGCAUCAUCUCCUAGUUACUCAAUUUAUCACUAAACACACUUCAUCGAUGAAUAUAGAAACAAAAAAGUCACUUUCUCUCCAAUUCUUUGGUAAACAACAAACGCAAUGCGUUAAAAAUUGUUUUCUCUUUGUUCCUAGAAAGUGUUGAAAUAUUGAAUUUAGAAAACAGUAUUCAAUAAAUUACCCUAACUUAUUUUGCCAGAAAUGUUGCUUCUAUAAAUUUCACAAACAUUUCCAUUUACCAAAGAUUGAAAACAUAAAAAAUCUCACAUAUUUGUUUUUUUUUUAAUUUUGUUUAAGAAAAACACUAACCGAUAAAUCUAAAUUAGUACAUAAGAAAGGGUUUGUUAAUUUUGCGAAAGCUGCGGCUAAACGAUGCCAGGAAAAAAAUUCCAACCAUAACUAAACAAAACAACAACAAAAAUAAUACGCGCGUAUAUAUCUCCAAGCCAUAUUAUUCGCAUUUUUCGCUUUAAUGCUAUCUCUAUUACAUAUAUAGUAAUCUCAUAAACCAGUAAGAACAAAAUGAUGCAUAGUUAAGUAGAGAAAAAGAAACAACAAAAGCGUGAAACGGAAAAAGAAAAAAACAUACAGAAGCUAGAGAGUUUGGCCAUAUUUUACUUUUACUUUUGUGUUUAACAAAUUUUAGAUACUAGUUUUUAAAAAGGGAAAACAAAAUCGAGACAAAUUACAAAAAAAAAAUAAUACUAGAAAUAAAAUGAACAGGUUAGCAGUUUUUCAUUGAUAAAAAAA
This is a messenger RNA of Culex quinquefasciatus (southern house mosquito), 6871 nucleotides long. Its product is annotated as roundabout homolog 2. Gene Ontology annotation, biological process: cell adhesion; axon guidance. Bases 647 to 3892 code for a protein of 1081 amino acids. NCBI's taxonomy places the organism in Eukaryota, Metazoa, Arthropoda, Insecta, Diptera, Culicidae. The record is from RefSeq and is a predicted model, not a curated record. Gene Ontology annotation, molecular function: protein binding. Gene Ontology annotation, cellular component: plasma membrane. The transcript is spliced from 7 exons.